UAAUUCGAUCAAUUCUUCAGUGUUUGGAUACACGAAAGACGCAGAGAACGAACAAAAGAAAUACGAAAGCUCGAAGCUCUAAACAUGGCGGCAAAACACCGAGCAGUAAAAGCAGUUCUUCUUCUCUUCCUUUCAGGAUUUUUGUUAGGAUUAGCAGUGGCUGCUGAUGAAUCUCCGAAGCUCGGGACUGUGAUUGGGAUAGAUCUGGGAACAACAUAUUCGUGUGUGGGAGUUUACAGGAAUGGUCACGUUGAGAUUAUAGCGAACGACCAAGGAAAUCGAAUUACCCCUUCAUGGGUUGCAUUCACCGACACCGAACGUCUGAUCGGGGAGGCGGCGAAGAAUCAAGCCGCACUCAAUGCAGAACGGACUAUCUUUGAUGUCAAAAGACUCAUCGGGCGGAAGUUUGACGAUCCGGAGGUUCAGAGAGAUGUAAAGUUCUUUCCUUAUAAGGUUGUGAAAAAAGAUGGGAAACCGUAUAUUCAGGUGAAGAUGAAAGAUGGAGAGACUAAGGUGUUUAGCCCUGAAGAAAUCAGUGCUAUGAUACUGGGGAAGAUGAAGGAGACGGCUGAGGCAUAUCUCGGGAAGAAAAUUAAGGAUGCCGUUGUUACUGUUCCAGCUUACUUCAAUGACGCACAGAGACAGGCGACUAAGGACGCAGGUGUAAUUGCAGGGCUUAAUGUGGCUCGGAUAAUUAACGAGCCCACAGCUGCUGCAAUUGCCUAUGGAUUGGACAAAAAGGGAGGAGAGAAGAACAUUUUGGUAUAUGAUCUGGGUGGUGGUACAUUUGAUGUUAGUAUCUUAACGAUCGAUAAUGGCGUCUUUGAGGUUCUUUCAACCAGUGGUGAUACCCACUUGGGAGGAGAAGAUUUUGAUCACAGGGUUAUGGACUACUUCAUUAAGCUGAUCAAGAAGAAGUAUAACAAGGACAUCAGCAAGGAUAACAAGGCCUUGGGAAAGCUGAGGAGGGAAUGUGAGCGUGCCAAGAGGGCAUUGAGUAGCCAACACCAGGUCCGAGUUGAGAUUGAAUCCCUCUUUGAUGGGGUUGAUUUCUCUGAGCCAUUAACGAGGGCGAGAUUCGAGGAGCUGAACAUGGAUUUGUUCAAGAAGACUAUGGGUCCAGUGAAGAAGGCCUUGGAAGAUGCAGGAUUGAAGAAGACUGAUAUUCACGAAAUUGUACUUGUUGGAGGAAGUACCCGGAUUCCUAAGGUUCAACAACUUCUGAAGGAUUUCUUUGAUGGGAAGGAGCCCAACAAGGGUGUCAACCCUGAUGAAGCUGUUGCUUAUGGUGCUGCUGUUCAGGGUGGAAUUCUCAGUGGUGAAGGUGGUGACGAAACCAAAGACAUUCUUCUUCUCGAUGUUGCACCACUGAGCUUGGGGAUCGAAACAGUUGGUGGGGUUAUGACCAAAUUGAUCCCAAGGAACACUGUGAUCCCAACAAAGAAGUCUCAGACUUUCACAACCUAUCAAGAUCAGCAGUCAACAGUUUCGAUUAAGGUUUAUGAAGGUGAGAGGAGCUUAACAAAGGAUUGUCGUGAGCUUGGGAAAUUUGAUUUAUCGGGUAUUCCACCAGCUCCAAGGGGAGUUCCACAAAUCGAAGUCACCUUUGAAGUUGAUGCCAAUGGCAUUCUUCAUGUGAGGGCAGAGGACAAGGCAGCAAAGAAAUCUGAAUCAAUCACCAUAACAAAUGACAAGGGGCGUCUGAGCCAGGAGGAGAUUGACAGAAUGGUGAAGGAAGCAGAGGAGUUUGCGGAGGAGGACAAGAAGGUGAAGGAAAAGAUCGAUGCAAGGAACAAGUUGGAAACUUAUAUUUACAACAUGAAGAGCACCAUUAAUGAUAAGGACAAGCUUGCAGACAAGAUCGAGAGCGACGACAAGGAGAAAAUCGAGACUGCUUUGAAGGAGGCACUUGAAUGGUUGGAUGAUAACCAGAACGCAGAGAAGGAUGACUUUGAGGACAAGUUGAAGGAAGUGGAGGCUGUUUGUAAUCCAGUAAUAAAGCAAGUGUAUGACAAGAGUGGUGGAAGUUCUUCAGGAUCAGAUGAUGAAGAUGAACCUAAUGAUGAACUAUAGAAACAGAACUGUGUUGAGUUUUCCCCCCUUUUUUUUUCCCCUCUGCAAUUCUAUCAAUGGGAUUCGGAGACCAAUUUUUUCUGAGGUUUUUCUGUUUGUUCUAUCCCCUUCAAUAGUUCUUAUUUUGGAAGUUGUUGUAUAGUAGAAAACAUCUGAUAGUCUUUGAAAUUUUAUAUUCUUCACUUGGCUGAA
This is a messenger RNA of Macadamia integrifolia, 2265 nucleotides long. RefSeq names its product luminal-binding protein 5-like. The transcript has 7 exons. Gene Ontology annotation, cellular component: membrane; endoplasmic reticulum chaperone complex; nucleus. The record is from RefSeq and is a predicted model, not a curated record. The coding region runs from base 85 to 2073 and encodes 662 amino acids. Gene Ontology annotation, biological process: protein refolding; cellular response to unfolded protein; endoplasmic reticulum unfolded protein response. Gene Ontology annotation, molecular function: ATP hydrolysis activity; misfolded protein binding; heat shock protein binding. Lineage: Eukaryota; Viridiplantae; Streptophyta; Magnoliopsida; Proteales; Proteaceae.